Epinephelus lanceolatus (giant grouper) is the source of this 542-nucleotide messenger RNA. Its product is annotated as histone H2B 1/2-like. Gene Ontology annotation, cellular component: nucleosome. Gene Ontology annotation, molecular function: DNA binding; protein heterodimerization activity; structural constituent of chromatin. The record is from RefSeq and is a predicted model, not a curated record. Lineage: Eukaryota; Metazoa; Chordata; Actinopteri; Perciformes; Serranidae.
GUACCGUCGUCAUCAUGCCUGAAACCACCGUGAAAGCGCCCAAGAAGGGCUCAAAGAAAGCCGUGUCUAAAAGUGUCAGUAAGAGCGGGAAGAAGAAGAGAAGGACCAGGAGGGAGAGCUACGCCAUCUACGUGUACAAAGUGCUGAAGCAGGUCCACCCCGACACCGGCAUCUCGUCCAAAGCUAUGGGCAUCAUGAACUCGUUUGUGAGCGACAUCUUUGAGCGCAUCGCCGGUGAGGCCUCCCGUCUGGCUCACUACAACAAGCGCUCCACCAUCACUUCCAGGGAGAUCCAGACCGCCGUCCGCCUGCUGCUGCCCGGUGAGCUGGCCAAGCACGCCGUGUCUGAGGGCACCAAGGCCGUCACCAAGUACACCAGCUCCAAGUAAAUUGUCCUUCCGCUUCCUAUAUCAACCCAACGGCUCUUUUAAGAGCCACCCACUUUAUCUGAAGACUUUCUAAAAUGCUUACUGUGUAUUAAUGAUCAGACGUUUACGACUAAAAUAAUGUAAAGCACCAUAGAAAAAUGAGACCAUAAUCAG